This is a messenger RNA of Bombyx mori (domestic silkworm), 2996 nucleotides long. RefSeq names its product zinc finger protein OZF. Gene Ontology annotation, molecular function: RNA polymerase II cis-regulatory region sequence-specific DNA binding; DNA-binding transcription factor activity, RNA polymerase II-specific; zinc ion binding. Gene Ontology annotation, biological process: regulation of DNA-templated transcription. The transcript has 6 exons. The record is from RefSeq and is a predicted model, not a curated record. Gene Ontology annotation, cellular component: nucleus. NCBI's taxonomy places the organism in Eukaryota, Metazoa, Arthropoda, Insecta, Lepidoptera, Bombycidae. The coding region runs from base 157 to 1761 and encodes 534 amino acids.
UGUCUCUGACAAUAAUUUGUUGUUUUUUUGUUUAUAUUUCUGAAAAAUUUUAGUAAAAUGCAUUAAAUGUAAUUAAGUAAAAGUACGGUACAUAGGUAACAUGUACACAAACGUUGUUUCUCUUAAACUAUAAAAUUGAAAAUCAUAAGUUUUAAAAUGUUGGAUAUCAAUUUGACUUGUCGUACUUGUAUGAAAGAAAAUGUAACUUUAAUUAAUUUGUAUGAAAAAGUGAAAGCAGAAGAAAAUAUUUCCAUGCAACUUAGUGAAAUGCUUCAGAAGUGUACAAAUACACGGAUGCAGGAAGGAGAUGGCCUCCCUCAAAAACUCUGUGACAAAUGUGUGAUGACCUUAAAAAUGAUUUACACAUUUCAAAAACAAGUAAUAAAAGCUGAAGAGGAGUUCAGAAAACUGUUAAGAAUUCAGCUCGAUGUGAAGCAUGAACUGCCCGAUGAUACUUACAGUUUAAAACUUGAGAAUGACCUUGAAUGUUAUGCUACACAAAAUGAUUUUGGUUUAAAUAUAUUACCUAAAGAUGAAGACGGGGCAGACAAUAGUAACUUCAGCUUUUUAGAUAGUGAAUUUAAGGAUGAAUUUAAAAUACGAAAUUCACCACCAAAAAAGAAAAAAAGGCAGACAUGUCUGCAUUGUCAGAAAGUAUUUUUUAAAAGGAAAGUGUAUGAAAAACAUAUUGGAGUAUGCAUAAAAAAAACAUUAGAUAUAAAGACUGAAAGUCAUUCUGAAAAUCAAGAAGUAUACCAGUGUCCGAACUGUGAUGUAUCAUAUUCGAAACACCGAUCUCUGGCCAUGCAUAUGAAGAAACAUAAAAACUCGAAUUUUCAGAGUUACAUCUGUAAUAUUUGUUCUAAAAGUUUUACAUACAAACAUUUACUACGUAGACACAUGAAGAUUCAUGAACAAAAGAGGCAAUAUGAAUGUGGAGAGUGUCAUAAAUCAUUUGUAAGGAAAGACCAUUUGACUACCCAUGUAAUGAGUAAUCAUGGUGCUUUAAAACCUUACAUCUGUCCAAUAUGCAGAAAAGAUUUCCCUCAGCAGUGCAACUUAAAAGACCAUAUAAGAAUACAUACCGGUGAAACCCCAUUCUUGUGCUCGGAGUGCGGGAAGGGCUUUGCUAAUGUCUCUAAUCUACGGCAGCACGUGUUUCGUCACGCCGGAGUCAAACCAUUUACCUGCAACUCCUGUCCCAAAUCAUUCUGUACUAAAGGACAAUUGCAGUGUCACAUGUCAACCCACACGGGCCUGCGUCCUUACAAAUGUGAAGAGUGUGGCUCUGCGUUCACCAAGCCGGGCUCCUUGAAGAAACAUUUGAUAAUACACACUGGUAUAAAACCAUACGCCUGCGAAUCCUGCAACAGAAGGUUCACAUGCAAAGACCACCUGAAGCGGCACGAGCGCAUCCACACCGGGGAGAAGCCGUACCGCUGCACCAUGUGCGAGCGCGCCUUCACGCAGAGCAACGACCUGCUCAAGCACGUGCGCUCACACGUCGGACAGAACAUAUACCAGUGUACAAUUUGCGGGGACAAGUUCAGGUUGGCGAGAGAGCUGAAACUGCACUAUCCAGUCCAUUUCGGAGGGCAUCAGCCCGAUGAUCAUCAGGGAAGCCAAUUGUCCGACCCAAAGGCGCAGGCAGCCGGAGAUAUCAGCGAAGUACCAAAGAACGAUGACCCCGCUUACACAAUACUGAUACACAGUUGCAACCCCGGGGAUAUUAGCAUUAAUGUCAACACCGACAAGAAUUAAACACAAAAUCAAACAAUCAAGAAAUUAUUUUUUGUGAAUUAAUUUUUCAUACAAUACGGAACUGAAACAAUUAACACAGUUUAUAAUCAGUCCAUGGAACAUGAACUUUGAGGAUACAGUGUGUAUUAGAACGAAGCCAACCGGAGACAACAGAGAAAAUCAGCCAUAGAAAAACAUGCUAUUGUUUUUCGAAAUAAGCACGCAAUGGCUCUGAGGAAUUAUUUGAGAUGUUUUUCGUCAUUAUGGUGAAAUCGUACUGUAUUUGAGUUCAUUCACACUGGGAAAACAGUGUGAUUCCACGGAACCAUUUUACCACGAACCAUCCGAGAUAAACUCUCCACGGUGCUACCAGAGUGCUUUGGCAUAUCCAUAUUCAAAUGAGAGUUUGAAGAGGGUCUUGGGAGCUGCUUGGUAGACCACUCACCGUCACAUAGGCUUUAAGCUCGUCUACCUGUCACGGCAUUAGCAAAUGCGUUGGCUCUUCCGGGGUGCGUGUAGCUUAUUCCCGGUCAGAUGCUGUUGUCAUGGAAUAUAUAUGUCGGUGAUCAGAUUAAAGUCCUAUAUAUUACUAAAGAGCUAAGUUCACAAUUACGUAUUUAGCCAUAUUGUGGGGUGUUUUAGAAAUACGUUUUUAUAAUUAGAAUUUUGUUAGUUACUCGAUUAAUUUUAUAAAUAAAUAAAUAAAUGUACAGUGGAAUUAAGAAUGUGAUGACCAACCAUUUUAGCGAAGCAGAAGAAUAAUAUGUACAUAUUUAAUAUGAAACUGUUGUAAACGAUGUAAUUUUUCAAUAAAAUUUCCGACUACAAAGACCAGCGUCUUAAACGUUUUUAAAUAUUUAAUUUUUAAAAUAUUAUACAGCAUUAAUAAUUCGCAAGUCGGAAAUUAUUUCCUAUAAGUGUGAUACAUAUGGAAAAAUUUUAAUGGACAUAUAUUUUACAGUUGUCAAGUUAUUUCUAUUAAAAUGAUCGUUACGUUUUAUACGUUGUUCUGAUAAUACGAUCUAAUUGUCGCCCUAUCCGGAUUCUACUGUAUUGUGAUAUUAGUUUAUUGCCAUAAGGCAAAAUCGCCUUAUUAGUGUACGGUCACACGUAGCUCUCUUUUAUAAUAUGUAAUUAUAGUAUUAUUAAACAAAAAUAAUAAAUAAUAAAUCGAUCUAACGUUCAUUAUAACUUAAGUGAUUUAUAGAUUUUACUAAAACAUCUAUAAUCUACAAAUAAAUAUAUGUAAUAUUGAA